Molecule: messenger RNA, 2440 nt
Organism: Salarias fasciatus (jewelled blenny)
Lineage: Eukaryota; Metazoa; Chordata; Actinopteri; Blenniiformes; Blenniidae
Gene: aqp9b
Product: aquaporin 9b
Exons: 6
Coding region: 127-993 (288 amino acids)
Biological process (GO): water transport; glycerol transmembrane transport
Cellular component (GO): basolateral plasma membrane; plasma membrane
Molecular function (GO): urea transmembrane transporter activity; water channel activity; glycerol channel activity
Source: RefSeq, a predicted model, not a curated record
GCGCACCGAGUGGGAGGCGACAACCUGCCCCGUCUGCCACACGCAGCCUCCACUCAGAGUUGUUUGCUGUUUGUUGUGGUGGAAGGAAGACAUCAAGAAGCUUCAGCGUGUAAAGAGAAAAAAAAAAUGGAAAAUGAGAGCAGGAGGAAGAUGAAGGAGAAAUUUGGCCUGAGGCGGGACAUCUUUAAGGAAUUCCUGGCGGAGUCUCUGGGGAUAUUUGUCCUGAUACUCUUCGGAUGUGGUUCAGUGGCCCAGACGGUGCUGAGUAAAGGGGCGCUCGGCGAGCCGCUCACCAUCCACAUCGGCUUCACCCUGGGAGUCAUGAUGGCCGUGUACAUGGCAGGAGGAGUGUCAGGAGCUCAUGUCAACCCUGCAGUCUCCCUGGCCAUGGUGAUCCUGGGGAAGCUCCCCCUCAAGAAGUUUCCUGUGUAUGUGGUGGCACAGUUCCUGGGUGCUUUUGUGGGAUCCUGUGCAGUCUACGGGUUGUAUUACGAUGCUUUGAUGGACUAUACCAAUGGUGAUUUUCAAGUUACCGGAGCAAAUGCGACAGCCAACAUAUUUGCAUCUUACCCAGCAAAGCAUCUGUCAGUCCUCAACGGCUUUGUUGAUCAGGUAAUUGCCACAGGUGCAUUGGUCCUCUGCAUCCUGGCCAUCACUGACAGGAAGAACAUCGGCGCUCCAAAAGGUGUGGAACCGCUGUGCAUCGGCCUGGCCAUCCUGGCCAUCGGCGUGUCCAUGGGACUGAACUGUGGAUAUCCCAUCAACCCAGCGCGAGACCUGGGCCCGCGGUUCUUCACGGCGGUGGCCGGAUGGGGCAUGGAAGUAUUCAGGGCCGGAGGCUGCUGGUGGUGGAUCCCUGUCGCAGGGCCCAUGGUGGGCGGAGCAGUCGGAGCAGGCGUCUACUUUCUGUUCAUCGAGCUGCACCACCAGGAGCCCAAGAAACAGGAGGAGAACAACAUCCAGGACAAAUACGAAAUCAUCACUAUGAGUUAAAGUUUCUGUGGAUCUGAUGGUUUGUCGUGAAGCAUUUACCUUACUGGAGGCGUUUAUAGUGCAUGCUGAGAGUUUCGCAAAGCCUUCAAAAAGUCUAUUUUUGUUGAGAUUUUUCAGGUUUAAACUUAAACUUUACUGGGCGUCUUUCCUACACUAAGCUUGAUUAAAGUUCAUCUUCUUUUUGCACAAUCAUUUCAUCUUAUCAUCAUCUCCCUAUUUAUUUUCUUUAUGGCCACAGUUUCUUCCUCAUCACUGAUUUCCUGACUGGGGUCAUUUCCUUCGAUUAGAAUUGUUUGCCAAGGUUUCUCUACAACAUUUUUAUUUUUAUUAAUUUGUACUGACAAACAUAUAUUGAUUAGCUUCAAAUGAUUUACUGUGAAAGUUUAAUGGUUUGCACCACAUAUGGAUGAAUUUAUGAUUUGAUUAGUGGAGUGAUUUUCUCAUUGUCUUUCAUUUUAUUCUUUGCAUGCAUUAAUGAUUGACUGUUUUAUCUUGCUUAGUGUUUUACUCGAUAGAAGGAAAAAAAAAAAAAAAAAAGAACCAGCCUUAAAAUUGUACUGGCACUGCUUCCUUUUUCACUUAUGCCCAUAUAUAUUUGUGACACUCUACACGUUUUCUCAGAACAGCAGGUAUGAAAAAGCCAUACGUUUGCCUCAUACAUUUACCGUUCAGCUUUGUUUUUUGGAGGGAAAUAAAGGUUUUCAGAUGUCAGGUGUUUCUGACUGAGGCACAUUUUCUGUCAGUGGUUCUGUGAGAACACUGACCGCAGCUGUUUACAUUGAAAUACUCUCCAGAACUGAGGUUAAAUCUGAAAUAAAUCCCAGUUAAGGACUUUUUAUGAGUGGAAAUCGAGUGACAGUACUGUCACAAAAAUGUGAAAUACUUGUGCGAAAGACAAUCCUGCAGAAAACACAGAUUUUUCACACAGUCUGACUGGAUCCCGAGCUUCAGACACAACUGUCACGACGCUGGGAGUGCGAGAACAUGUGAAUGUGGAUAUUUGGCCGCAGUUGAGAGCAUUAACUGCAAAGUCAUGCACGGACUGCACAGUCAUCUUAGCACAGCAUUUAUGCAUCACAUGACCAAUUAGGCAGUUAUUUGGAGUUGUAAAUCAAUAAAAUGAAGGAGUAGCUUGUUACACUUAAUGCUAUUAACUGAUGUCUGUGAAAUGAUUAUUAAUCUGAUAUUUUUUCCUCUUGUCCGACACUUCAAUGUCAAAACCUUUGUCAAGCAAAAGAAAAGUGUUUUUUGACCUUUUGUUUUUGAAUUUGCUUUCUCAAAAAAAAAAUCAGAUUUCUGUAUCUGACCUGUUUUUCUAAUACACUAAUAAUUGCAUUCUAAUGUUGAAUGAAAUGUUCACUUGUUUUACAGCUGCGAUAUUAAAAAAUGAGUUGGAGUUUAUGAUGGCACAAUGUUUUGUGACACAUGAUUCUGGAAUCUAUCAACG